AUUACAGUAAAUGAAAACUGGGUGAUGUUAAAACGAAAUGUUUUCGUAUAUAAAGUGGCAACACUUCUGUUAUCAUUCAUGUAGAAGAAGCAUAUUUUUGUUUACCUCCAUGGAUCGAACAAAACAAAAGCUGCUAUAAUUGUAUAUCGGAAACGAGGUGUUUUGUAAACUGAUUAUAUUAUGAAUAAUAUUACUAGUGACACCAAAGGUAUGGUAAAAACCGGUGAAGAAGUAAAUAAUAUAUUUGAGGAAUUCGAGGAGCUUCUUAAAAAUAAUGAGGGUUUAGAAACAUCAACACGAGAUACAGCAAUACCAGCGCUAAAAGCACUCAAUGAACAUGUUGAAUCAACGACAAAACCAAAUAAUGGAAACGAAGAAGGUCCCUACGUCAAUGGCAAACAAAUUAUAAAUGAGGAACAAGCUUCGAAUUUUUUGCCAGCUUACUCUAACUAUGAUUUUCUUGUAUCCACGGACUCUCAAUCCUUGCCAGAAGAGGAACUUUCACUGUUCUCAGUUAAUCAAAAUGAACUACAACCUGUUAAUGCACCAUUCAUGGUUCCUGGUAUAUAUAAAAAAAUCGCCAAUGCAUCGGGAGCUAUCAGUAAACUUCCACCACAAAAUUAUGCUAUCGAUGUGACGAAUGUUAUAUUGACGACAAAAUGUCCCAAGGGGAAGAUUAUAUCACGGGUUGAUUUUGAAGGCGUCUCGUCUACCGAGGAGUCCACUGGCUACAAAUUAAACCAUGUUGAAGCAACCAGCUUGACUGAGGAAAAAUUCUCUAAUAAUAGUACACCUUCUAAUAACCUUUUAACUUUUGCAUAUAAUAUACACAAAUCAGCAAAACCCGAUUGUAUCAUGAUUGAUAGGGAUAAAAAUGAAAUAAGGCGCAUCCGAGCAGGGAGUAAUCAUCAAAUUUUGUACCGACUUCUAGGUCCCGAAGAUUUAAAUCUACAAAUUAAUCAAACUUUAACUCACCCAACAUCCGCCAGGAGCAAAAUCUUUUCUGCAAAAGCUAAAAUAGGUCGACCAAAAAAGCAUUCUUUAGUAAAUGAGGAUAAUCAGCAAUCAGAAGGUGUGUUGAAAAGGCUGAAAAUCGAUCCCAUUGUCAAACAACGGGAGACAAGUAAACCUGAGACUAAUUUUCAGCAGCCAUUUACGCGUACACGGUCCGGACGCGUGGUUAAAUCUUUAACGACUCCACGCUUUGUUAACCAAGCCUCAUAUUUGGAAACUGAUAAUGUAAAAAAUAUAAUUAGUGAAUCAAAAGAUAAGGAUUUUCAAUGCAAAGUAAAACCCCUUCCAACAUCCCCCGAAGAACACAAUUUGAAUGUAAAAACAUCUGAAACAAGUGUUUUAACAAACAAUCGCCGAGUACCACCGGAAGCGAUUUGCCCCAAAUGUGGAAAAAUAUUUUUGGGGCGUCGCUUAAAUCGUCACUUCAUGCAACAUCCUGACCAUAUGUUAGCAAAAAUUGCUGAGAACCCAUUGGAGCAACAACAAAAUGUCGAAAUUGUCACAGACAAUACCAACGAAGACAUGACUAUUUUCCGAUAUCUUAUUUCGAAAUUGCAGAAACCUUUACUCAAUGAAGAUCAACGUGCUGAUCUCUUUCUAAAUGAACUAAAUGAUUUGGUGGAGCAAUUACAGUUGCGGAGCACCCGACUUAUACGUAAUACUUCGGGUUUGCAUUUCGUUAGUGCGCGAACAGCCCGGUUGUUAGGCAUACCGGAGGGUCAGUAUGCGCUUGAUAUGUCUGCUAUAGACAGUGAGGUCCCCUUUAUAGAAGCAGAGCAUAACGGUUCGAACGGAGAUGAGAGAAAACGACAUCAGGUCAUACAACCGGUGGUUACUGUAAGCACCCCCAGCUUAGAUUACACAGCAAUCAGUUUGGAUGAUACCCUAACAGAUGAAGCAGCGCAAAAAUUAAAUUUAUCAGCUGGUGGUAAGUUGUUACCACCCUCUGAGGAAAGCCUUCUGCGUGCUGUAGGUGACUUGGUGCAUGAUGGUAUAACGAAAUUGGUAGAUGCCAAUCUACUGCAUCCACCGCGAUCAGUUGUACAAUCAACCGUAACCUCAACGCUGGUGCAGCAAUAUGAUCAUGUGAGCGACAAUGCUGUGGAAGCAUUAACUAUUAAAGACGAUAACGCGCCGCAGGAGGGCACGUCACUACUAGACCUGAAAGUUGACUUCUUUCAGUUCAAAAAUAAUUAAGUGCGCUAGGAAUUUUUGAUUUGGCGAAAAAAAGCAAAAAUACUUUAUUCACAUACUCGUUCGAUAAAACUCGAAAAAAAAAUCCUUAGUUAAGGUUUAAGAAAAAAUGUCAUUUAUAAUAGUUUUUCAAAUAAAUGAAUGACAAAGUUCAGUUACUUAA
Messenger RNA from Bactrocera tryoni, 2371 nucleotides. RefSeq lists its product as uncharacterized. The record is from RefSeq and is a predicted model, not a curated record. The transcript has 3 exons. Lineage: Eukaryota; Metazoa; Arthropoda; Insecta; Diptera; Tephritidae. The coding region runs from base 181 to 2211 and encodes 676 amino acids.